Messenger RNA from Paramecium tetraurelia, 1005 nucleotides. RefSeq lists its product as uncharacterized. The transcript has 5 exons. The record is from RefSeq and is a predicted model, not a curated record. NCBI's taxonomy places the organism in Eukaryota, Ciliophora, Oligohymenophorea, Peniculida, Parameciidae. Gene Ontology annotation, molecular function: zinc ion transmembrane transporter activity. Gene Ontology annotation, cellular component: membrane. Gene Ontology annotation, biological process: zinc ion transmembrane transport.
AUGAGUGAUGACGAUUCGAAUCAAGUUGUUCUUGCAAUCACCAAAGUGGGAUGCAUGAUCACCUUUUUUAUGUUAAUUCUUAUUGUGGGUAGUCUCCCAAUAAGACUCAAAGCAUUCAAGUCAAAUAAGAAACUUUUGGCAUACAUGGGGGCAUUUUCUGGGGGUCUAUUUCUGGCAGUAGGUUUGGUUCAUUUGUUACCAGAGGCAGCAGAGAACUUUGAAUAAUCUUUUGAUGACGAUGAGGAGCAUUUUCCAUUUGCAUAUGCAAUAUCUAUAGCUAGUUUUGCUCUGAUCCUUUUUAUUGAAAAAAUAAUAACAGAUCAUCAUCACGAUCACGGACACGAUGAGGACCUCCAUCAUCACGGGAGCAAUUCUAAAAAUACUUAGAUAUAAGAUUAAAAUCAACUAUUUGUGAAUGGGAGUGAUACUGAGGAAACAUUCAAGGAUGCUCUCAACACUUAGUUAAUUGUAGCAAAGAAAGCCUCAUUCGUACAAAUGGUGAGAAAAUCAAUAGCACAAGAUCCUAAAAAUUCAAUAGUUUAUUAGGAUGUCAAUACAUGGGCUCCUUACAUCUUAUAAAUAGCUGUGGGUAUCCAUGCGGUUUUUGAGGGAUUGUCAAUAGGCAUUCAGGAGGAGGUCUCUUUGUGUAUAGGGAUAGCCGUGGUGGUUUGUUGUCACAAAUGGGCUGAAGGGAUGACGUUGGGUCUUGCGUUUAGGAAAGCAGGGGUAAAUAAGACGACAUCAACCUACAUGAUAAUGAUUCAGGCUAUAAUGAAUCCGGUUGGGAUAGGAAUUGGAUGGAUCAUGGCAGACAAAGGGCCAUUGUACACUGGGAUAUUUGUAUCGAUCUCAGUUGGGACAUUUAUUUACAUUUCAACCAUGGAGACAUUGACAGAGGAGUUUUCAAUUUCACAGUACAAAUGGGAAAAGUACAUAAUCUUUUUGGUUGCCAUAGCAUUUGUAUCAAGUUUAUGGUUUAUUGAGUAAGCAGUUGGUGGAGAAUGA